Molecule: messenger RNA, 945 nt
Organism: Colletes gigas
Lineage: Eukaryota; Metazoa; Arthropoda; Insecta; Hymenoptera; Colletidae
Product: protein PBDC1
Exons: 5
Coding region: 122-640 (172 amino acids)
Cellular component (GO): cytoplasm
Source: RefSeq, a predicted model, not a curated record
GGCUGCGUGACAUGUGUAUUAUACGUUCGAUCCUCGAUCUUUAAAGUAUAACAUUGUUAUAAACAUCGCGGCAAAUAUUUGAUCAUUUUCGGAUACCAACUUGUCUCUAAAUACCAAGGAAAUGGCGUUCAUUGGAGAUGUUACUGCAGAUCAACUGUUAGCUGGAUCUGAUGUAUUGUCCAGACCUGCAGAAGAAUUUGACAAUGAUCCUUCUGUAGAAGCCAUGUGGGCAAUGAAAGCAAUGGAGCAUGCAGAAGUUUAUUUUAAUAUUUUAUGUUCUGUCGAUCCUAAGUUUUUGAAACUCACCCCUCAUGAUGAACAGAUAUACAAAACCUUUCGAGAUGUAUUCCCUGACCUAAAAGUGAAUAAAAUAAAUGAAGAUGAAUUGAAGUCACCAGAGGGGAAGAUAAAGUGGAGACCAUUUUGCGAGCAGUUCAAAGGGCUUGUAGAAGAUUAUAGUUUUGGUACAUUGUUGAGAGCAGAUUGUGACGGAGAUUACUCAGAAGAGAACAGUAUACUCACAACUAGAAUACAAUUUUAUGCCAUUGAACUUGCCAGGAAUAGAGAAGGUUUUAACGACGGUAUUAGAAAAAAAUACAAGCCAAAGGGAAUUACAGAAAAAUCAAUUCAACAGAGAUAAAGAAAGAGGAUAAGUGCGAGUGAGAUACAAUAGCUGGUACCCGAAACCAUAUAAUACGAUGUAUGUAUCGAUAACGACUGGCGUCAAGUUACGCUCGAUGUUCGAAACCGUUUGGCUUCUAAGAAUUGGUGGGGAUAACCGCGGACAUUUAAGAGGGCACUACUGUACAUGUUAAAAAAUACUUGAAUAGUAUGUAAUUUUUCAUCUACAAUUUUGUACAAUCUGAAUGUAUGAGGUCUUAUGAAGUUACACAUUUUAAUAGAGUGUUAUUUAUACCGAACAAAGGCAGGAAAUAAACAAAGUUA